This is a messenger RNA of Rhododendron vialii, 1071 nucleotides long. RefSeq names its product cycloartenol-C-24-methyltransferase-like. Gene Ontology annotation, biological process: sterol biosynthetic process. The transcript is spliced from 13 exons. Lineage: Eukaryota; Viridiplantae; Streptophyta; Magnoliopsida; Ericales; Ericaceae. Gene Ontology annotation, molecular function: sterol 24-C-methyltransferase activity. The coding region runs from base 13 to 1071 and encodes 352 amino acids. Gene Ontology annotation, cellular component: endoplasmic reticulum. The record is from RefSeq and is a predicted model, not a curated record.
AUUUUGCAAGAGAUGUCGAAGCCUGGGACGUUAGAUCUCGCAAAUAGUGUUGGCGGAACGAUAGCGAAAGAGGAAGUAAACAAUGCAGUAGAGAAGUAUGAGAAGUACCAUUGCUAUUACGGAGGUGAUGAGAAAGAGAGAAAGGCGAACUAUGCAGACAUGGUGAACAAAUAUUUUGAUCUUGUGACAAGCUUCUACGAAUAUGGUUGGGGAGAGUCGUUCCAUUUUGCUUCCAGAUGGAAAGGGGAGUCUCUUAAAGAGGGCAUUAAGCGGCAGGAACACUUCAUUGCGUUACAGUUAUGCCUAAAACCUGGGCAAAAGGUCUUGGAUGUUGGGUGUGGAAUUGGUGGGCCAUUAAGGGAAAUUGCCCAAUUUAGCAUGACAUCCAUUACUGGCCUGAACAAUAACGAGUAUCAGAUAACAAGAGGGAAGGAAUUGAAUAGGAAAGCAGGACUGGAUAAGAUCUGUGACUAUGUGAAGGCUGAUUUCAUGAAAAUGCCAUUUCCCGACAAUAGUUUUGAUGCAGCAUAUGCACUCGAGGCUACUUGCCACGCCCCUGAUGCGGUUGGAUGCUACAAAGAGAUUCAUAGGGUUUUGAAGCCUGGCCAAUGUUUUGCUGCAUUUGAGUGGUGUAUGACUGAUUCCUUUGAUCCCAAUAACGAAGAACACCUAAACAUCAAGAAGGAAAUUGAACUUGGGAAUGGCCUCACUGAUGUAAGGACUAGAGCCCAAUGCCUUGAAGCUCUCAAGCAAGUGGGUUUUGAGGUUAUGUGGGACAAAGACAUUGGAUCGAACUCACCCGUGCAAUGGUACUUGCCUUUGGACACAAGUGACUUCUCACUGAGUAGCUUCCGUACGACAGCCGUUGGACGGUUUGUAACCAGGAACAUGCUUAUGGCUCUAGAAUAUGUGGGACUUGCACCUAAAGGAAGUCAGAGAGUUCAAGCCUUUCUGGAGAAAGCUGCAGACGGGCUAUUUGCUGGUGGAAGAAAAGGAAUCUUCACAGCAAAUUACUUCUUCCUGGUUCGAAAGCCCCAAUUGGAUGGAAGUAGCAGGAGUACUGACGAAUAA